UCAGGAAAUGUAAUUGCUAGAGCAGAACUUUGCCGACAAGAGUGCGUGGCGAAGGAUGGGCGAGAUAUAGCAUUAUUAGCUUAUAUAGUAGGAUGGACUCGAGCACGUGCCUGGAGCUGGCCCUCGAGGGUGAGCGGCUCUGCAAGGCUGGCGACUGUCGGGCUGGCGUGGCUUUCUUCGAGGCUGCCAUACAAACAGGCACAGACGACCUCCGCACCCUAUCCGCCAUCUACUCUCAGUUAGGCAACGCUUACUUCUACCUGGGGGAGUACGACAAGGCCAUGGAGUACCACAAGCUGGACCUCACCGUCGCCAGGACAAUGGGAGACCGUCUAGGUGUGGCCAAGGCAUCAGGGAACUUAGGCAAUACACUGAAGGUGAUGGGCAAAUUCAAGGAAGCUAUAUGUUGCUGUGAGCGCCACCUCUCUAUAUCACAGGAGCUUGAAGACAAGGUUGGAGAAGGACGAGCUCUGUAUAACCUGGGUAAUGUAUACCAUGCUCAAGGUAAACACCUGGGACGUAUAGGGCCGCAGGAGCCUGGUGGAUUUAGUGACGAAGUUAAACAUUGUCUUCAGAAAGCUGUAGAAUAUUAUGCUGCCAAUUUGCGCUUGAUGGAGGAACUCAAUGACCGAUCAGCUCAGGGUCGGGCGUGUGGAAAUCUGGGGAAUACCCACUACCUCCUGGGAAAUUUUACUCAGGCUAUUAGCUACCACAAUGAGAGAUUAGCCAUUGCAAAGGAAUUUGGAGAUAAAGCAGCAGAGAGAAGAGCACACAGUAACUUAGGGAAUGCUCACAUAUUUCUUGGAGAGUUUGAAACAGCGGCUGAACACUAUAAAAAAACCUUACAGUUGGCCCAGGAACUCGGUGAUCGUGCCGUAGAAGCCCAGGCAUGCUACUCUCUUGGUAACACAUAUACACUUUUGCGAGACUAUCCUAUGGCCAUCCACUAUCACCUACGACAUUUAGCUAUAGCAGAGGAAUUGACAGAUAAAGUCGGGGAAGGACGGGCAUGUUGGAGUUUGGGAAAUGCAUACUCGGCCACAAAUAAUAAUGAGAAGGCUCUUCAUUAUGCUACUAGACAUUUAGAAAUUUCUAAAGAGAUUGGAGACAAGACAGGUCAAGCAGCAGCACAGAUGAACCUCAGUGACAUACGAAAAGUUCUCGGGCUUCCUCCUACUCCAAUUGAUUCAGAGUCUUCUGAAUCUGCUGAAGAUGCCAAAUCAAGAACUCGGAGGAAGUCUAUGGAAAAUAUGGAUCUUCUCAAGAUGACGCCCGAUGCUAAAGGCGUACUUCGGAAAUACCAGAGUGAAGAUGCUGGUAUUGGCUCACUGUCCUCUGAUGACUCCCAUCCCGUAAAUGGCCCCUCCUUCAACACUAGUUCUCAUGCUGAUAAAAAUACAUCGGUGAAUGAAGAAUCUAGCAUGGACGAUGAGAGUUUCUUUGAGCUUCUGUCCAGGUUCCAAAGUAAACGGAUGGAUGACCAACGGUGUACACUGUCUAUUGAUAGUAACAAAGAGAAUCAGCCAGAGCAAGCCCAGCAGCAGGUGCCUACCCACAGGGAAGGAGGAUCCCUUUCAUCUAAUGGAUCUACAAAUGGCACAACCACCCCAUCUGAUAGUGGUGCAAGAAUGGAACUUCCUCCUCAACCCGAAAUAAAACAUGAUAAUUGUGGAGUUUUGGAAGAACUGAUGGAGAGUAUUGCAGGCAUGCAAAGUCGACGAAUGGAUGAACAGAGAGCAUCAUUACCUCAGUUACCAGGUUUGAAUAACCAACAUGCCAUCCUUCAACGAUUGUCUGUAGCCGCCAGUGAUUCAACACCUCUCCCAGAUGACAAUUUCUUUGACAUGCUUAUGAGAUGUCAGGGUUCCCGUAUUGAGGAUCAACGCAGUUCCCUUCCAAAUGAAGCUUCCCUUACUCAGUCAGCUCCUACUGUGCCUGAUGAUGAUUUCUUCUCUCUAAUAAUGCGAUUUCAGUCUGGUCGUUUAGAAGAUCAGCGCUCUACCAUGCCCCUGGAGGCCACUCGAAAUAGUGCACACCCAACUGCUGAUGAAGAAGAACCACCCAAUAGUGCACAGUCUACAGGGGCAAAAGAUGGACUAGUUAGUAGAUUGGUGAAAGGAAGAAAAUAAAAGAGAUAAGUAGCUUGAAGUAACAUAUAGUAAAAUGUUUCUUCCAUGUUAUGGGCUGAGAUUCAUUUAUAAUGGUGCAUAUCUGUGUAUGGUGGGUUUCAUUAAGAGUUCAUGCUAUUUCUAGCUCAUCCAAUUUUAUACUUAAUUUUUACCCCAUUGGACUAUAUACAGGAUAUGCUGUAUGCAUUACAAAAAUAUUUAAGCCUUCUUAUGGUUAAUAUCAGAUAUAAAAAAAUCUUAGGCUUAGAUAGAUCAUGUAUGAGGAGCUCCAGACCAAAAUGUUAAGUGCCAAUGCAGAAAAUGGAGGAAAAUGCUCAGGUAGGAAUUUGUGACAUACAAUAGUCUUUUCAGAGGACUGUCACCCACAUGUACAUGUUCUCAAUUGGCUCUCUGACUUACCCAGGAAACAGAGGAGAGAUUGAGGAAUACAAUGCAAUACAUAACAUGUUUCAGCGUUAUAUGGCUUUUAGCAGGUUAUGGUCCAGAGCUCCUCAUAUUUGACUUGUCAUUAUACAUGUAACAAACCUAUAAUAUGGCAUAUAACCCAGUUAAGCAAUAAUGAAUAUUUAUUUUGUGAAAAAUAAUUAAAUUUAUUUUUAUUUUUUUUAUUGGGAUGUUAUGUGAUAUAUAUAUAGGGCUUAAAAUUCAGAAUGAUACAUAUGGAGUACAUUGAAUUCUUAGCCCUCAGAGGUGCACAUGACAAUCCCUUGUAGUAUAUGAGCACCAAACAUAAUUUCAGGGCUCCCAAGUUUGUGAACUUGUAGUUGUAUAUACAGUAUAUAAGAGUCAUGCUACUUUAGCAGAAAACAUAAUUUUUAUUUCACUGUAACCGUAAGGUUCAACUUGCUAUUUUAUAAGUCAUUACAAUUGACAUUUAAGAAAUAUGAAAUUGCAACAUGAAUAGAUUUUCUCAAAAUUUAGGGGAACUGUAAGAAAGUGUUAUGUAUACUAUAAGUGUAAAUUGUGUAUAAACUGGCGGGUACUCUCAGUGUGAAUGUAUGAGUUUGAGCCAGGGUGUAAGACUGGAUAUAUUGAAAUAUUGUUGGUUGCAUAAUGGCUUUGACCAUUUCCAAAGGUUUCCAGAUAAUAAUGGUUAUUAAAGGCAAAAUAAGGAGCAGUAAUCUCCAGUCACUGUGGUUUGUCAGUGAUGAAGUACUGAGAAUUGUGUUCUCCUGUAGCAUAUCAUAUUUAUAUAUCUGUGCUCUUCCAUUGUACAUGUGUGCAUGCCACCUUAAAGUCUCUGUGUGUAUUCUAUAAUUCUGUGAUGAGCAUCUCUUGUGAAUAUAUUGUACUCUUGCCAACCAUGUGCAAGUUAGCACUUUGUGACCUGAUUUACUUCAUUCUUAUAUACCUGCUCAUUAGUGGCACUUUUAUAUGUCUGUGUGCUCACUAGUGGCACCUUUCAAGUUUAUUUUGUACUCUGGAUAAACAAGAUGAUAUAAUAUGAAGCCUCUUGACUGGUGUCAGUGCUGUAUUCAAUAGGCUAUUAAGUUAACCUGUUGUAAAAAGAAAUUUGCAAAUGAUAAAUUGUGUUUCUGUAUGUACAGUACUUAAUCACAUUUAUUCUGUUGUGAAAGUUAAUGCUAAAAAUUAGGUAUGAUCAAGUGUGAAUGCAGUCGCUAAUCUGUUACUGUAUUUAUGGGACUCCAUAUUAGUGCUCAGAAACGAGUGCUGGGUGUGAAGUUUAUUAAUUCCAGAUGUCUUUGGUAUUGGUCAGGGAACUCAGAAGUUUAUUUCCCCUAAGUAAUGUACAGUCCCCUUCACUAAUGCAUUUACAGGGGGUCGUUAGGUUUUGUGCAAUGUGGCAGCCCUGUGUUUGUUUACAUUCAACAGAAAGAAACUUGCAAUAGUAAACAUAUUAAAACAAAUAUCUCAGAGAUAAUGAUUUGUGGAAUGUUUAUAUGACGAGCCCUUGUAAAUGCACUAGUGAAGGGGGCAGUACAUACAGUAAUAUACUUCGUUUAAAAUUACCAUAGUAUUUAACCUAACAAGCAAAAGUACCCAAAAAGUCAACAUAUGACAACAUCUUUCAUAAUUAAUACAGUUUCAAUAUUCAGCAAGUUUGUGUAAUAUGUUAUAUGCAGUUAUUAACAAGGUUUACUAAAUGAUAGGCAUUUUCCUCUAAAGUUGUGUGUGGAAAAUGUUUGUCCAUUUCUCAGUCAGCUGUUAGACAAUACAGAUAUCCCUCGUUUAGCACUAAUUCACUUAACGUUAAUACAGUUAAGCGAUAAAAAAAUUUACACCUUUUCUCACUUCACAUCAGUUGAAAAUUUGGUUUAGUAAUAGCUUGACUCACUGGAAAUGGGAAAAAACUGGGGACGAGGUGGCCUGUGAGAUGGAAUGUUGCCAUUGUUACAUGUUAUGGCUUAGAAAUAACGAAAAUGUAAAACUAUAAAAUAAGGCAAAUGAAAAGCAUGGGUGUGUAUGUGUGGGAAGUGAAUACAUGUAUGACCUCCUGGAGGCAGUGGGGUGUAACUGCAGUGCUGACUCGCCACCCUCCUGCACUCCAUCCCCCAAUGUGACGUCACGGCGCACGCACACACACACACACACACACACGUCUUAAGAGUCAGCUGGGUUACUGCCCAGCCGAGCUGUGUUACAUUGCCCAGAGGAUGGUGUUAUUGUAUUUAUGAUGUGCUAUGUUUGCAUUUUAUUGUUUAUCAUAGCAAUUUUGUUCAUUUUUGACAUAAGCAAUUUGAAAUUUGUUGAAAGUAGGCUCACCUUUCCCCACUAAAUCAUUUAACUCUGAACCACAUUGCUUAUAUAGAAGUUUCAUGUUAAUAAAUCAAUCUUUUAAAUUCGAAACUGUUUAUAACAAACUCAUUUAUUAUUAUUAGUAGUAGUAGUAGGAAAGCUGUACUCAUUGUUUACUGCCCUGCUGUUUGAACCUGUUGUUCACCCUCCGUGCUUUGUUGUUAUUCCUCGUUUAGUGAUAUUUUAGCUUAACAUUAGGGUUUUCAGGAACACAACCCCAUUGUUAAACAAGGGAUAUCUGUAUUUCUCAUGUGAUGGGAUCAGAGCUAUAGAGCAAUGGCAUUUCCAUUCGGGAAACUAAAAGAAAAUUACAGUAUACAACAGUUAACUAUACAGUCGAUACUCAAUCAAAUGGAAGAAAAUUAAUCAUAAUAAUAUUUUCUUGUACUGUACCUGUAUAGAUGUGUGUAAUACUGUAAUGUAUACACACACACACACACACUUGAAAAAAUUCUUAGUUAUGCAGUACUGAGAUACACAUUGAAAACACUUCAAGGCUAACAAUUUCCCAAGUAUAAAAACUAAUUUCGUUGCUUUUAAACUUACCAAUGGAAAAUCUUAAAAAAAUAAUCUCAAAUCCUAGGAUGGGAAACAAAGGGUUGGAUGUACAAUACUUUAAAAUCCUUGGACUGUCCAUUAACCACUCGUGUAUGGGAUCCUCUCUGUGCUGAAAAAAAUUGUUUGGCUUUUGCCAAAUAUAAAAUUAAAGGUGAUGUCCCCAUUGUGAAGGGGUUAAAAAGUUUUUGCAUCAUUAUAGUGAUAUUCUUAUACAUUAUAUAUAUUUUCUCAUUUACAGCCAUGUAUAUCAGAAGCAAAUAAUGUGAUUAUCUAUAAAUGUGCAUUUUAAUUUCGUCACAGGUUUUAACUUACUAUAAAAAAUAUAUGGAAAUUUUGCAUUCAUCCCAUGUAUUUGUUUAUUAAAAAUGAUAUCACUAAACCUCAUGAUAAAAAUCUGUUACAUUAAACUACAUUUUUGUAAGAAAAUCACCAUUUUUUUUUUAUGCUGUUAAAUUCUGGAAUAGUGUAAUGCAUAGUACUGUAUAUUGUCAUAGACCUUCUGAACAUGCAAUGUAUGCAAUUCAUACUUUGAUCAUGGAAAAACAUGUUGUAGUAGAAAGAUUUAUUCUGGAAAGUUUUUCCAUUGAAGGGAUAUGGAAAAAUGGUGUUAAUGAAGGUUUUAUCAAUGAUAUUGAGUGGAUUAGUAGUUGUGGUUGAAUGAAUUGCUGUCAAAUGUUGGAGUCAUAGAUAAAAAUAACAUCAUAAUUCUCCACGCCUUUUGGAAUUGUGCUGUCGUAUGGGAUAAGGCAUGUAGCCUCUAUAGUGGAGCUUAAUUAAAAGUGAAGGGCAAUGAUGGAAAGUGUCAUUACAGCAAGUUCCCGAUAUAAUGGACUAAUGUGGGGUGGGUGGGAGGCUGGUCUGAUAAAGCUGAAUGUCGUUAUAUCUGGAAUAAUAAUGAACUUGGUCCAUUAUAUACCAACAUAGUCCGAAGUGACCACGUGGGUCACUUUUCACCACCAACACUAGCCAUCCCCACCAAUGUUCAAUUAAAUAAAGCUUGAAAUAGUGACGUCAUGAAUGCUGGAAGGCCCUAGCAAGAUCGCGAGCGACCUGCCUCACAUAAGGUAAUGUACAAACUGGACACAGUAUAAGUGUUUUAUUUAGUUUAGCAAUUUGUUAUGUACUAUAAUACAAUACUUUGUGUUUCAUGAACAGAAUUAACUUUCUUAGGGCAUAAUAGUAUGGUUUUUGUUGUUCAUGAACCUAUUUCAUUAUUUUUGGGCAUAAUAUCAGGUUUUCUUGUCAUUUGGGAACCUAACCAUAUUUUUCCCAUUCAAUAGUACGCUAUUAACUAUCUGAAAAUUCAAUAUCCGAAAGGUUUUCAAGGAUCCCCAUUCGCACCGCUCGGGAUACUUGUACAGCAAACCCUCAAUUAAUGCAAUAGAUACCGUAAUUUUUUUAGAAACUGCAUUAUUAUUAAAUUUUCAGAAAUCAACUACUGGUAAUAAAGAGCUUGUAUUCCAUUAACUCAAAAUCAUACUGGCAAUACUGUAUUGUGCUACCCACAAAAUCUCACUUUUCACGGGGGGAGGGGGGGUUCAGCGCUACACAUUACUGUACUGUAAAUGUUAAGUCUGAUGCUAUAUGUGCUCACACACAAACUGGCUUGUAAUAGGUAGUGCCUUUUACUCAUGGAGUGUACAGGUUAUCCAAAUGUGUUAAUUUUCUUAACAACCAUUCAGUUUUAAAAUUUUCGUAUAAUGAAUAAUAUAAUAAACCAACAAAAAAAAUUUUAUUUUAUAUUUACAGUAUAUUUUGCAGCAAAGUUUAUUAUGUUUUAGUUUAUUUUUGUACUUUACACAGUUCAUGUAACAUUAUUAGAGGUGUUAUACAUAAAAAAAAAAAAAAGAUAAACUAAAUACUGUACAUAAUCCUACAUUGCUCUUUUCCCCCUGUUCAUGAUUGUUUACUUGAUUAUCUCAAGCUUAGUUUCAAUUACCACAGGAUUGCGUGGUCUGCCACUGUGUACAGAUUCACAAAAAGAUGGUAUGAAUGCAGACACGUUAAGAGAGAGCUCUUCACUUGCACCAAACAGAGGAUAAGUGGAGCAUGAAUGAAUGCAGGAGGGAGGAAUAAUGAUGUCAUGUGCCAUGAGCAAGAGUAAGUUCCUGUAUAUAGGGGGGGAGCAAACUGCUCUCCCCUCCCCCAGCUGACUCACAGAUCGUGCCAUUUGUUAGAACUUGUUUGACACUGGUAUUUUUAUUUUUUUAAUUUUUUAGAGGAUGAAUCUUUUCAUAAUUUAUUGACAUCAUUUUUAUAAUUCAUAGUGCCCCAAAUGGAUAUAAAACAGUCACAACAAUGUAUUUAAAAUUAUUGGUUGAAAAGUUAACUCGGUAUGGGUGUUGCAUUAACAACAGCUUCUAAAAAAAUUCAAGCCUCCAACUCGAGAACUAAAACCAAGUACAGUACAGUAUUUGUGAAAAUAUCUGCACUUGUUUUUACUAAUAGUUUACACUAAUACUGUAAAUAGUUUGUAAAAAGAAUGAGGGCUCCAGCUAGUUUACAUAACGGGAAGAGAGAGGUAAAGGGAGAAACCAUGUAAAAAAAAAAGGGGGGGGGGAGUAUUGAGUAUAUGUUAGGUCACCAAGUAAUGCUGCACAGUGAAUCCCAAAUAAAAGAAAGGCAAUAUCUUUACUUCUACCAAGGCCAUUCAUAAGUUGAAUAACAACAUCAGCCAUGUGUGUUUUAACUUGCAACUCUUUUCCAUUCAUUUUGUCUCAACUAAAUACACUGAACCCUGAAAGGAGGACCAUCUGUCUGAAAAAGCCGAAUGUCCGCAUCUUCCAGCGAAUGUACAAAAUGUAUAAAAACA
Messenger RNA from Homarus americanus (American lobster), 8256 nucleotides. RefSeq names its product G-protein-signaling modulator 2-like (gene pins). Gene Ontology annotation, molecular function: GTPase regulator activity; protein binding. The transcript has 13 exons. Bases 93 to 2129 code for a protein of 678 amino acids. The record is from RefSeq and is a predicted model, not a curated record. Lineage: Eukaryota; Metazoa; Arthropoda; Malacostraca; Decapoda; Nephropidae.